Dromiciops gliroides (monito del monte) is the source of this 2705-nucleotide messenger RNA. Its product is annotated as E3 ubiquitin-protein ligase TRIM39-like. NCBI's taxonomy places the organism in Eukaryota, Metazoa, Chordata, Mammalia, Microbiotheria, Microbiotheriidae. Gene Ontology annotation, molecular function: protein binding; zinc ion binding. The record is from RefSeq and is a predicted model, not a curated record.
GGCUCCAGGUCCAGCAAGGUUCCCUAGAAACCCCUCCCCACCAGGGGUGACCUCACAAUGGCCCCCCGAUGGCUGGCUGGCAGGGAGAGGGAGCAGGGGGCAGAGCAAGAGAGGGCAGGGGCCCUAGGUGGGGGCUGGAGGGGGCAGGAGCCCCAAGUGCCGCCCCGCUAUGGCCACCUCGGACCCUGUGCGUCUGCUGCAGGAGGAGGUGACCUGCGCCGUGUGCCUGGACUACCUGCACGAGCCGGUCACUAUCGACUGCGGCCACAACUUCUGCCGCGCCUGCAUCACCCGCUGCUGGGACGAGAUGGGCCGGCGCUUCCCCUGCCCCCAGUGCCGGGCCCGCUCACCCAAGCGUAAGCUUCGGCCCAACUGCCAACUGGCUAACGUGGCCAUGGCCGCCAAGCGGCUGAGGCCUAACGCGGGUGAAGACGGGGUCCCGGGCCCAGGGACCAGCACGGGCAAAAGCCAGGAAGCCAGGGAGGCCGAGGAUGAGCAGGCGGCAUCUCUGGCUGAGGAGGAGACCAAGGGAAGCCAGAAUGAUGAGACACCAAAGGCCCCAGAGGAUGGGUCCCAGGAAAGAGAGACUGAGAUCGAGAGAGUCCCCAGAGCAGCCAAAGACACAGAGGACGGGGAGCCAGAGACAAGCGCAGAGAACAAGGCAGAGGAGGCUGCAGACACCAGGGAUGGUGGGCCCCAGAAGAUAGCUUCAGACAGCGAGGAGGACCAGGGCAGCAAGACAGACAGGCAGCUCAGAGCCUACCGAGAAGAUCAGGCCCCGGAAGAGGAGGAGGCUCCUGAGGAGGCCGAGGGCACCCCUGGCAGCCAGCAGGCCAAGGGCCCCCAAGAAGAAAAAGAUGUGGGCCAGGCCGCAGGGCCUGCUAGUAGCAGCCAGUGGGCUGAGCCACGGCCGGGGAGGAGCCUGCCCCACAGCCCCUGCCCCCAACACCCAGCAGAGGAGCUCUGGCUGUUCUGCCGGCGCGAUGGGGCUACUCUGUGCCCUGCCUGCCACCCUGAGAGAGCCCACAGGGGCCACGACCUGGUGCCGCUGGCCGAGGAGGGCCGUGCCACCCGCGCCCGCCUCAGGGGGGCUCUGGGCAGGCUGCGUGUCCAGAGGGAGGCUCUGGAGGAUGCGGGGGUCCGGCAGGAGCGUCAGGUAGCCCAUCUUGGAGAAGAGGCCGCCGUCAGGCGCCAACGUCUGGGUCAUGAGUUUGAGGGCCUGCGCCAUUUCCUGAGCAAGGCCGAGCAGGACCUGCUGAGCUCACUGGCGGCUGCUGAACGCAUGCCCAGGCCACCCGCCGAGCCCAAGGAGCCCGCCUGUCAGCCAAUGCCCGCCGCCUGGACCGCCCUCCUGGAGGCCUCGUCCUGGCUGCACCUGCCCAGUGCCCGCCUGCUGGCUGACAGCGGUGUCCAAGAGGGACUCCGAAAGCUGGAGGCUGAGGCUGGCAAGAGCCUGGGGGCCAGGUGUCCCCCGGGGGAAGGCCUGGGAGGGGCAGGCCGGGCUCAGGCAGUGCUAAGAGGCCGCUCGGGCUUCCGGGAGCGGCUGUCAGGGGAACUGGAACGGGAUGACCCCCCAGUGCGCUUUGACCCCAACUCAGCUGCCCCCGGCCUGGAAGUAUUAGAAGGCGGGAGGACAGUGAGGCUGAGGCCCCGGGCCAGCGCCCAGCAGGCUGACCUCUGCCCCUGCGUCCUGGGCGACAGCUGGUGUAACGGUUCUCACUACUGGGAAGUGGAUGUAAGCCAGUCGGUGGGCUGGGCCGUGGGGGUGGCCUGCGAGGGUAACCUCCACCCCCAGCCCAACAAGGGGCUCUGGGCCCUGCAGCUUAGUCGAGGCCAGCUGUGGACCCCUGAAGUGACCCUAGCUAUCCGGCAACAGCCCCAGCGUCUGGCCGUGUACCUGGAGGUGGAGGCUGGCCUCCUGGCCUUCUCCGACGCCCAGACCGGGGCUCCUGUGCACAGCUACCAGGGGGCCGACUGGGGCCUCAAUGCCACUCUCAGGCCCUGCUUCUGGCUCUGGGACCUUGGAGGGAGUCUACGCCUGAGCCCCUGAGUCCAACAGGCUGGGACACACUGUCCCAGAUAAAGGAAUGGAGACUGUUAGCCUGGCCCUGUUUUUAUUGGAGUGAGACACAGGGAGCGCCAUCCACUGAGGCAAAGUGAGGGAAGCCUAGGACCAGGCCUGGUAACCCUUCAAGUAGCAUUGAUCAAGCACUUACUGGGAGCCUGCCAGGUACUACUGUCCUAGGGUCAGUACCCAGGGCUUCCACUCUAUUUGUGGUCUGGGGCCAAUCUCUGCCCCUUGGGCCUCAGCUUCUUGCUCUUUUUUUUUUUUUUUUUUGGUGAGGCACUUGGGGUUAAGUGACUUGCCCAGGGUCACACAGCUAUUAAGUGUUAAGUGUCUGAGGCCGGAUUUGAACUCAGGUCCUCCUGACUCCAGGGAUGGUGCUCUAUCCACUGCACCACCUAGCUGCCCCUUCUUGCUCUUUUUGAAAGGAGGAGAUAGGAGGCCUUUAGGGCCCCUUCUGGGUCGAAAUCCUCUUACCCAAGGAAGUAGAGAGACAGAAGGCAGAGAGGAGGACAUGGGUAUUGACAGGGAUAUGAUAAAAGGGGCAGAGGGGAGACCUGUAGGAGAGGGAGAGGAGAGGGAGAGGGAGACACUGGGGGGAAUUUGAGAAGAAUCAAAGGAAAGGGAGGAGAUUGGGAAG